UUGCUCUGUCGCUCGCUCUGCUCUUCAUUGUGCGGCCGCCUCUCCCAUCUGCUACGUUUACUUCUGUGUCCUCUUAAGAGCCUGUGCAUGUCCCGAAACACACAAGGGGAUGCAGCAUCGUGGCCAGAGGAGUACAAAAAAAGGAGAGAGAUUGUCUGGGAUUAGUUGUGACUGUUUCACGGUGCAGCGACGGUGACUGGAUGGCUCUCUGUUUUCACUCGGCCCUUUAGACGCCUUAGGCGCUUUUAACAGUUUAUUUUUCCUGCUUAUUGUGUGCCUAGUUAUUUAUGGGGCCGUUUGCUACAAUAUACUCUCCAGGCCCCUGUCUCAGACUUGGGCUAGAAUUUUAAAUAAAAGGUGGUUUCCGAGCCCUAGGGAUGCAAUUAUAUAUUUAAGCUUCAGUUUAGACUGUCUUCACAGGAUGGGAAAGAAUAGAAUUCUGGAACAUUUCUGCCCAGGGAUUUUCAUGUGAGAAUAACCCCAUUUGGAAGGAACACUUGAAGAAGAUCCUUAAAAAUGUUUUAAAAUUGCUUGCUGUAAACCGAGUGCUUGUUCUUCCUUACUGGAAUAGUUUUCUUUCCCGUUUGUGAGAUGGCACGCACGCAUAUGUGUUUAAAACCGAUGUUUAAUUAUGGUGAUACCAAUUUGCAGUAACCAGACUGUGACACCACAUCCCUAUGGGGUCCUUCUAAAUCUGGUGUAAUAUGAAAGUGUCAGGCAGGCGGUCUGUGUAUUAUAAAUAGGGUACUUCAUCCAUGAUAAGCGAUUAUUAUCUUUCUUUCCCAAGUGUAAAAGACCUACAUAAUUCAAGAAGGUGCCGGUGAUUUAGGCCUCCUGAGUAUGAAUCCAAUGAGUCCUGAAGGGGACCCUACCUGUGUCAUCUUAGUGUUCAACUUGAACUAUUCAAUUUAUUAGAUUGGAAUGUAUUUUUAGAAGUCAACGCAGGAUAAAGCAAUGUUGGAAGCCAUUAGACCACCAGAACAAUUUUACACUGCAUAGUAGCCUUUGUUCAAUAAACCUUCAUCCACAUUAAAAGAAGAAAUGACUGAAAUUUCACAAAUUACCGCUGACUGGGUGACAUCUCUGUCCCUCAAUUUCAUCAUCUGCAAAAUGGACAAAAAGUUCCUGAAUGGCCAGCAACCCUGGAUGUGAUGCAGCUUUGGGUACUCAGAACCCACUGCUUUCAGGGAGUCCUCGCACGAAGAAAUUCCCACUAACUGAAGAGGAGGUGUUUUAUAUGAACUGUAGAGCCGCCUACUUAACUAUCUUCAAAAGCAGCUUGGAAAACAUUAUUUCUAAAGAUCAACUUUACCUAGCUCUUCAACAUGCAGGAAGAAAUCCAUCCCAAAAGACCAUUAAUAAGUAUUGGACUCCUCAAACUGCCAAACUAAAUUUUGAUGAUUUUUGUAUAAUUUUAAGCAAGGAAAAGCCUACUUCAAAAGCAGAAUUGCUAAAAUCAUUUAAAAAAUUAGAUGUAAAUGAUGAUGGCGCUAUUCUACACUCUGACCUUCAUAAAUAUCUAACAAAGAGAGGUGAGAAGAUGACUCAGGAAGAAGUGAAUGCUGUUAUAAAUUUGGCUGAUAUAAAUGCUAAUGGAAAGUUUGACUACGUUAAGUUUUGUAAAUUAUACAUGACAACCAGUGAGCAAUGUCUCAAGACUACACUAGAAAGACUGGAGGCCGAUAGUAAACUGAGGCGUCAACAAUUUGGAAGCCAGAUGGAAGGAUCCCCUGAAAGGGGUCCGUCACCAGCACCAAAACCGUCACCUAGGGUCAUAAGAAAAAAUGACCAAGAAACACUCUCAAGCAAAGGUGACACAAGCCAUGCCUUACUGUCAACAACUAGAAAGUUCAAAACAUCUGUUUCCUUCACAAUGACCAUGAGUGCUAACAGUAACCAAGACUCAACAUUAACUGAGCCAAACUUAAAGGAUUGGCAGUGUGCACAGUCAAAAGGCUGCUUCUUUUUAGAAGAAGACGGUGAAGUUGUCAGUCAUCAGUACAAAAUGCACAUAGCUCAGAGAUCUGUGCUUUACCUAACAAUUAAGCCAUUAUAUCUGAGUCAAGUGGAAGGAAAACGUUGCCCCUGGUUAUCGGUUGACACAGCCUUAUAUAUUCUUAAGAAAAAUGAGAAUCCAGCAGAGCCACAGCUCAUGUGCUUUACCGAACUACGAAACAGAGAAGUGUUUGGAUGGACUGGUGAACUAGAAGCAGGAAUUUAUUGGUUAAUUCCUUCCACAACUGGCUGUAGGCUAAAAAAAGAAACAAAACCAGUAACAGAAGAAGCCCAGCUUGUACAUAGAGAUGAAACAGGGGAAUUAUCUCUUACAAGUGAGUUUAGGUCAACUUUAUCAGAGAUAUUUGAAGUAAUUGAUUUAGAUGGCAAUGGUCUGAUUAGCCUUGAAGAGUACAAUUUUUUCGAAUUGAGAACAAGUGGUGAGAAGUGUGAUGAGGACGCCUGGGCUGUCUGCAGAGAAAACUUUGACACAAAGAAGAAUGAAUUAACAAGACAGGGCUUUAUGGACUUGCAUCUGAUGGAAGCAAAUGACCGAGAAGGAGACCCUCUUGACCUGUGGGUGACUCUGCAUUCCAUGGGCUAUAAUAAGGCUCUGGAGCUGACAGAGGCAUGCCCAUUUGUCAUCAAUAUCUACGCUGAAAGAUGCAAGCCAAGAAUCAAAGCUGUCCAUAUGGAGGCAUGCAGUGGGCAACUUGAGAAGGCCAUUUGCAAAUCUGUCCUUGAUAGAAGCGAUGCUAAAGUCAUGGAUGGCUAUGAAAAUAUAAUCGUACAUACUUGCAAUUAUGACACAUGGAUAACAUCAAUUAUUGAAAAUAAGUCAGAUAAUAAAGUGAUUAUUCACAUCAAUAACGAACUGAGUAAAAACUGUGUCAACAACAGAGGACUCAACAUCUUUGCAGUAGAAGUAGCACCAAGAUCUACAAUGGUUUGUCAACAUGUAAUGCCCCUGAAUGAACAACAAGAAUGGAUAUAUUGUUGUGUGUAUUCUCUUGUAGCUUAAAUAAUUCCAUUUGGAGCUAUGAAACUGAGAAGUAUUUUAGAUCAACUGUUUUAUUUAUUAACUACAUACUUUUCCAUGUAACUGGUGUACUUAAUAAUCUGUUUCAUUUCUAUGCAUUUAUAUUUUAUGUCAGUGUUUUAUAUUUUAUUAUUAAAAUACAAUAGUGUUUU
This is a messenger RNA of Mus caroli (Ryukyu mouse), 3186 nucleotides long. The record is from RefSeq and is a predicted model, not a curated record. Lineage: Eukaryota; Metazoa; Chordata; Mammalia; Rodentia; Muridae.